AUGAGAUUGCACGCUCUUAUGCGCGUAUUGUGCAUAUACUAUAUAAACAAAAGCUCACAGAGCACACCUGAACUUCGACCUCUAAGAAAGGUGUGCAAACAUUGUACGCACAUGUAUACAUAAUUCAUGUGCAAAAUACGUGUGCAGUACAGCAGUCUCAAGAGUGACAGUACACCUGUACUACAACAGACUAUUAAACCACUUCCUAUUCUAAAGUUCAUUUUGCCAAAUUUCCUUCGAGAUUGCACAUCGUGUCCACCAUUUGCGAUUGCACAGAUACAGGAUGAAGUUAUUUCUGGUGGCUACUUAUUGCCUGGCUAUCCUUGCGAGCGCCAGUGAAGGCAGGAAAUAUGACGAUCCAGAAGAACUUCUCAAUGUUUGCAUGGACGGAAUAAAUCAUAAGAAAGCACCAAGUGUUGAAGAGCUUUAUGGUCAGUGUAAGCCUUGGGCUAGCAACGCCUGUUGUACAUACAACACCACGAAAGAGUUCCAAACAAAUCCCACCUGGUAUGAUAUGGACUGGAACCACUGCAAAAUCCCACUUAGUCAGAGCUGCAAAAAACAUUUCAUGCAAGACCUGUGUUUUUAUGAGUGUGAAGCAAAUCUUGGACCAUGGCUAAAAAAUGUGUCAAUGAAUAUCAGAAAUGAGAAAUUUAUAGACGUGCCGCUAUGUCGCAGUGAAUGUGACAACUGGUGGAAUGACUGCAUGCAUGACUGGACGUGCCUGGAUGAUUGGAGCACAGGCUUCGACUGGUCUUCUGGACAAAAUGAAUGCCCUAAAGGUGCAGAAUGUAGAAAGAUCCUGGAACUGUUUGGCGAUUCAGUGACAUUCUGUGAGCAGAUAUGGGGUUCCUCCUACAAAGUGGUUGAUGACAAACAGCCCUGCAUGAAGAUAUAUUUUAAUGCAAGCGAAGGCAACCCAAAUUCAGAAGUCACAGAGUGGAAGGUCGAACAGAUGAGCUCUACUAUGCAAACAAGAGCACUGCUCUCUUCUACUCUACUGAUUACCUUAUUGGCAGAGAUGCUUCAGCAACAGUGAUCACCAAAUAGCGAUCUCCCAUCAAAUCGUUAUCUGGAUACAUCCAUCAGAAUUAAAUGCAAUCAGUAGUGAAUCCAGAAAAUAGAGAUUGGCAAUGUAGGUGCUUUCGAUAUAUGCAGAUAAACAUUAUCAUAUAAACGUAAUCAAGGAAAGGCAAGACUGUUAUAAAAUGCUACAGAAGAGCCCAUGUAUAGUAUAGACAUGCGCACCAAUUAGAAGCAGAAAAAAAUUCGAUUGAUGCUGUAAAUUAAUAAGAGAAUUCUUGUUUUUCUUCUUAUUAUUAUAAACACAAUUGAUUGCAUGUGAUGUCCUUUAUAGAAAACAAACUAUAUUAUAGUCUUAUUGAGAUAAUAUAUCUAUAAUCUAAUAAUAAUAAUAGAUAUAUUAUUAUUCACUCCUGGUCUUAUUAAAGGAACAAGUAAAAGCAUAUCCACUUGGUUAAUAUCCUUUCAUAUAAAUAAAACGUGAAGACAAUUGCAUAUAUGUAUAAUGUGAUAAAUAUAGUUCUGCCAAAAUGACAAUUUACACUUUUAAACAGCACUAAAAUGAAGCAAUAAACUUAUUAUAAUGGCACAACUUCAGGGCUCUUAAUUCGACAAUUUCUUACCAGCAUAUUGUGACAUUAGGCAUACAGUGCAAAUGAUAUAUAGAGUGUGAAUGUGACCCGUGGAAUCUAUAAAAUUAAAAACGAUUAAACAACA
Messenger RNA from Priapulus caudatus, 1740 nucleotides. Its product is annotated as folate receptor gamma-like. The transcript has 6 exons. The coding region runs from base 284 to 1039 and encodes 251 amino acids. The record is from RefSeq and is a predicted model, not a curated record. NCBI's taxonomy places the organism in Eukaryota, Metazoa, Priapulida, Priapulimorpha, Priapulimorphida, Priapulidae. Gene Ontology annotation, molecular function: signaling receptor activity. Gene Ontology annotation, cellular component: external side of plasma membrane.